This is a messenger RNA of Mycetomoellerius zeteki, 3278 nucleotides long. Its product is annotated as insulin-degrading enzyme. Bases 125 to 3100 code for a protein of 991 amino acids. Lineage: Eukaryota; Metazoa; Arthropoda; Insecta; Hymenoptera; Formicidae. Gene Ontology annotation, biological process: peptide catabolic process. Gene Ontology annotation, cellular component: mitochondrion; cytosol. Gene Ontology annotation, molecular function: metal ion binding; metalloendopeptidase activity. The record is from RefSeq and is a predicted model, not a curated record. The transcript is spliced from 15 exons.
AUAUUGCUCCGCAAAGCCAUCGCGAAAGUUAGUAAAGGUGAGAUUUUGGUGACAGAGUGACAGAAAAAACGGAAAACGAUAAAUUCGUAUCGUGUCCAACGUGAGGUCCGGUCGUCGACGUUUCAUGAUGACGUCAUUUUAUCAGAAUGACAAGAAUUCCCUCGCGGAGAGUUGUACCUGCAAAAAUCAAAUUUCUGAAUCUAUUGCUCCGGUGAUCAAUAUGUCGACUGAAAGUGUGGAAAAGCGAUAUGAUGAUAUAAUAAAAUCACAAAAUGACGACCGAUUAUAUAGAGGUUUAGUGCUCGCUAAUAAAAUGAAAGUUCUUUUAAUAAGCGAUCCAACAACUGGUAAAAGUGCUGCUGCAAUGGACAUUAAUGUCGGCUCUAUGUGCGAUCCAGAUGAUCUACCUGGAUUAGCGCACUUUUGCGAGCAUAUGUUAUUCCUAGGAUCGAAGAAAUAUCCUGAACAAAAUGAUUACGAUACGUAUCUGUCACAGAAUGGUGGUUCGAGUAACGCAUCAACAUUAGCCGAUCAUACCACUUAUUAUUUCGAUGUAAUUCCCGAGAAAUUAGAAGGCGCUUUAAAUCGUUUUGUUCAAUUUUUCUUGGCGCCUCUCUUUAAGGAAGACACGACUGAGUUAGAACUAAAUGCCAUAAAUUCAGAACAUGAGCUACAUUUAACGAAUGAUUUGAAGCGAUUUAAUCGAUUUGAACAAUCAUCUGCGAGCUCAAGUCAUCCGUAUUCGAAAUUCUUUACAGGAAAUAGAGAAACAUUAGACACAAUACCGAAACAAAAGGGCAUUAAUGUUCGAAAUAAGCUACUAGAGUUUUAUGAAAAAUAUUAUUCUGCAAAUAUUAUGUCACUGUGUGUUCUUGGCGAAGAGAGUUUAGAUGAACUCGAAGAUAUGAUAGUGAAUCUGUUUUGUGAGGUACGAAACAAGGAAAUUGAAGUUCCAUCGUGGCCUGAACAUCCAUUCAACGAUGAACAUUUCCGCACUAUAUGGUAUAUUGUUCCGAUAGCGGAUACAAGAGGCUUAGACAUUUUCUUUCCUUUACCAGACAUGCAUCAACAUUACCGGUCUUCGCCUGAACGUUACGUUUCUCAUUUGCUUGAACAUGAAGGAAAAGGCUCAUUAUUAUCAGCUUUAAAAGCCAAGGAGUGGAGUACAUCCAUAGUAUGCGGAAAACGUUCUCCUGCCAGAGGCUUCAGUAUUUUUGAAAUUUUUAUCAAUUUAACUGAAGAAGGUAUUAAGCAUAUCGAAGAUAUUGUUCUACUGGUGUUUCAAUACAUCAAUAUGCUUAAGUUGAAAGGACCAAUCAAAUGGAUCUAUGAUGAAUAUACAGAUAUUGCGAGUACAAACUUUCGUUUUAAGGAGAAGUCUUGGCCUCGUGAUUACGUGAAAUUUACGGUUCGAGCGUUGCAAGAAUUUCCUAUGAAUGAAAUUUUAUGCGCGCAGUGUAUUGACUCUGACUGGCGACCUGACUUAAUCGAGGAAAUAAUGGGAUAUUUGAAGCCGGAAAAUGUUAGGAUUCACGUAGUUGCAAAAGCAUAUGAAAAUAUAGCGAAUGAAACUGAAAGAUGGUGCGGUACUAAAUAUAAGAAAGUGAAGGUACACAAGGAAACGAUGGACAUGUGGAAUUCCGCUGGUUUUAACGAUGACUUGAAAUUGCCUCCCAAGAAUGAAUUUAUAGCAACUACAUUUGAUAUCAAGCCACAAACUAAUGUUGAAAAGUUUCCCAUUAUUUUGGAGGAUACAUCAUUUAUAAGACUUUGGUAUAAAAAGGACGAUGAAUUUCUUGUGCCUAGAGCAAGAAUGAACUUCCAUUUCGUCUGCCCAUUUCCCCGUAUGGAUUCCCUUAGUUGCAAUUUGACUUAUUUGUUUAAUCAGCUGUUGAAUGAUUCUCUUGCGGAAUAUACAUAUGGUGCUGUUUUAGCUGGUUUACAAUGGGAAUUUGAUUCUACUUACUAUGGAAUAUCACUCUAUAUACAUGGUUAUGAUGAUAAACAACGUAUGCUGUUGGAAAUAAUUAUGGAUCGAAUGAUAAAUUUUAAGGUUGAUCCGAAGAGGUUUGAAAUAAUAAAGGAACAAUGCAUCAGGAACUUGAAAAAUUUCGCUGCUAGACAACUUAGUAGACAAGCUGAAUAUUAUCUUGGAUUCCUAUUAUCGGAGCAAAAACUUGAAAAAUUUCAAUUACUGGAAACUACUACCUAUUUAAGUGUCGAGGGACUCCAGCGGUUUAUACCACAGCUACUCAGUAAGAUGCACGUCGAGUGCUUAAUAUAUGGUAAUGUGACUGUAAUGGAAGCUAGAGAUAUAAUUAAACUAAUUGAGUCUAAGUUAACAACUGGAGUACCCAACAGAAUACCCUUGUUAGAACAGCAUCUAGUAUUGUCACGUAACACUAAACUAGAAGAUGGUUGUCACUUUCUGUUUGAAGCAGAAAAUAAUUUUAAUAAAAGUUCUUGUACACUGGUAUAUUAUCCAACUGGUUUACAAUCAACAGAGUCGAAUAUGCUCUUACAGCUCUUAGAAAAAAUUAUUGCGCAACCUUGCUAUAAUACUUUAAGAGCUAACGAGCAAUUAGGCUAUAGAGUAUUCAGUGAUAUAUUUCAAACGAAUACAUAUAGUGGAGAACAAGGCUUGGAAAUCUUUGUCCAAAGUGAUGAACACCCGCAAUAUGUCGAAAAACGAAUAAAUUUAUUUUUAGACUCCAUGUUGAAUCACAUAUCUACCAUGACAGAAGAGCAAUUUGAAGAAAACAAGAAAACUACAUUACGUUUUAUUAAACCAAGAAAGUUAAUUGCAAAGUUAGCCAUGUACUGGAGUGAGAUUAUGAGCCAACAAUAUAACUUCGAUCGAUUCAAUAUUGAAAUGGCUUACUUAAAGACAAUAUCACGGCAGCAAUUACUGAAUUUCUUUAAGGAAACUGUAUAUAGUAAGGAUCGACGUAAAUUAUCGAUACAUGUGAUAUCCACAGCGUCAACUGAUGAAAAAGUUAGGAAAAUCGACGAUAUUUUGUCAUUUAAAAAGAGUCAAUCUUUGUAUCCUCUACCUAAUCGCUUAAAAAAAUUUCCUCAUGAAAGGCGUAUGUUCUUGUAGGUUAUAAAAAAAGUGAUAAGGUAAUAGUGAAUUAAACGAAUGAAUUUACUUACGCAUAAUUUAAGUAAAAACUUGACGCAUUAUUUUAGAGAAAUUAAUAAAUCACUUGCAGUUUUUAAGGUGGUUCUUUAGUAAACCCACACAGCAUUGAAAGUUUUCAGAAGUAAUCUUCCAAAGG